UACUUAAGUGCAACGUUAAAUUAGUGUUAAAAACAAUCAAAACGCGAGGACAUCGAGAAUGCCUGGAUUUUCCGAGUCCUUCGAGUGGUCGCGAUCGAUCGAGGAAGCGGCGCGAUCGAAAUUUUUCUCGGAUCCGCGACUAUCACGCGAGAAAGACUGUCGCUGAAUCAACCGUGCCCUUAUUUGAAAAAUAAAUUCGAUCAAUCAGGAUCGAAUGCAGUUCUUCGUGACGGAAGAGCGGAUUCGACGUGUUGAGUGCAGUCAUCGUGACAUCUGAGCCUCGAUACAAGACUAUAUCGAAAUGCGCUGUGCGUCAGGAUACGUAUUUCUGACGAGUUUGUUGAUGGUGCUAAGGAUUCGCCGAAUGGGCGCGGCUGCGGAGGAGUUGGAGUUUCAGGACAAAGUGCCCGUGAGAUUAGUCUGGGCCACCGAAGGCGAUGAUGUGGAACUGCCAUGCGACAUCACACCACCGAUGCCAGAGGAUUCGGUUAACAUGGUCCUCUGGUUCAAGGACAAUGCUGGAAUACCGCUCUACAGUUUGGACGCGAGAAACGGUAGCUUAAUUAGCGCCAUCCACUGGGCGGUCAGCGACGAUCUUGGAGGACGAACCUACUUCCAGGUUGGCGAUGGUCAUCGAGCGAAAUUAAAAGUCACCAAAGUGACGUUGAAAGACCAGGGAGUCUUCAGGUGUAGAGUGGACUUCGUGGACUCUCCAACGCGAAACUUUCACGUGAACUUGACUCUAGUUGAACAGCCAAGUAACCCUGUGAUAUAUGAUGCCCAAGGACGAGAGGUGACGGGGGUGGGCAGCGCCUUUCUCGAGGGUUACAAUCUUAUUUUGAUAUGUCAAGUGGCUGGAGGUAAACCUAAGCCCUCGGUGACAUGGUGGAAGGACGGUGAGCUCUUGGAUGGCGUAGUUGAUACUUUACCUGCCGGUACGCCGAACAAAUUUACAGAGAAUCACUUGUUCAUCGACACAGUCACUAGGUCACUGUGGGGAACGAAACUCGAAUGCAGGGCUCAAUCCGGACCAAUGGAGAAACCUAUCGUUCGCGAAGUGCCUCUUGACAUAUAUCUCAAACCAGCAAUCGUGAAGAUUGUUUUGAGCGAGGAACAGAUUUUCGCUGGUCGUCCAAUCACUGCCAGAUGCGAGACAUGGGGUAGUUCUCCAGCGGCUAGGAUCAUUUGGAGACUCGGCGAAUUAGAAAUGGGCGAUCCCAACGUAUCCACCACACAAAGGAGUAACUCGACAGUAAGCAAGAUAGCUUUGGUCCUCGGCAAGGAUGACGAUGGCAAGGAACUAAUGUGCCGGGCUGAAAAUCCAAGAUUUCCUGGAGGAGUGCUUGAAGAAAUCAAAAUACUUCGCAUCUCUUAUGCUCCAGUAGUUGUCGCUCGUUUGGCUAAUGGCUACGUCUUGGACACUUUGAGGGAGGGCGACGAUCUCAAGUUGGUCUGCGACGUUCAGAGCAAUCCGCCACCGACACAAGUGACUUGGUACCACGAUAAUCAACGGCUGGAGCACGACGUAAGCGCCGGAAUUCUGCUGGCUUCUAACUCGCUGACCCUCCGCGUGCUCGCACUCGCACACGUCGGCGAGUAUUCCUGUGUAGCCACGAACGCCGUGGGAGAAACUCACAGCCCGCCGCUUUUUAUUCACAUGAAAUACGCCCCGAGGUGCAGAGAAGAUAGCGAGAGAAGAGAGAUCGCCGUUGCUCGACACGAGACGGUAUUGCUCAAAUGCGAGGUGGAAGCAUUGCCUGACGACUAUGUACGAUUUUCAUGGACUUACAACGGCACUGUUGGCGAUGUUCUACCUAUGCCGAACUCGAGAGUCGAAAAUAAAGGGCUCGUGAGCAUGCUAGAAUACACCCCUAACACCGAAACCGAUUACGGUACGUUGGCUUGCUGGGCGAGCAACGGCAUCGGACGGCAAAGGACACCUUGUAUAUUUAACAUCGUACCUGCUAAACCACCGCAACCACCAUUGGACUGUGCGUUGCACAACGAGACUAGCUCGCUGGAGGUUAAUUGCAUCCCGGGAUCGGACGGAGGGUCGCCGCAACACUUUUUGUUGGAAGUACGGGGGUCUCUCAGGAGUUCUGGGAUCGGCCAUAUCGGACCUCAUACCCUUCAAACGCCUCAGAGCGAUCAGGGAAUGGUCGGAGAAUCCCCACCUAUAUAUCAGGACAUGAAUCCGACUCCGAAUUUUCAGCUUCAUGAUCUUGAACCAGGCUACGAUUACACAGUAUAUAUUUACGCCGUCAAUGGACGUGGCAUGAGCGAACCCGCUCUUUUGGAACACAUUAGGGUCGUCGAACCUAUCGGCGGAAAGAUGGAGAGGAGCGGGAUCUUUUUGGCAGAUCUGAAAAAGGCGCUACCACAAGCGAGUUCCGAAAACAUGAUCAUCGCUAUUGCACUGACAGGUAUAGGUGCGAUAGCGUUGAUUCUUAUCGGUAUUGGAGUGAUCAUCGGUGUGGUGAUCUGCAGGAAAAGAUCAAAUACUCCUGUUAUAGAAGGCCCCGACGAUUUUACUACACCGACCUACGUUCCGGCCCAGAGAAUUGAGCCUAGAAUCAGAUAUUCCAACGAGAGCAGACGUUCUCAAAGGGCGAGUCUCUACGUUGAAGAAAAUCGAAAGGAACCAGAUUUAUUACAUCGAGUGGAGCUUGACUUACAAGAAUAAAUCACGUGAUUCCGUACAGUUACUAAUAAUCAAGACAAAAAGUGCAAUAUUAAAUAAAAUUCCAUACGCU
Molecule: messenger RNA, 2753 nt
Organism: Trachymyrmex cornetzi
Lineage: Eukaryota; Metazoa; Arthropoda; Insecta; Hymenoptera; Formicidae
Gene: side
Product: motor axon guidance molcule sidestep
Exons: 12
Coding region: 302-2683 (793 amino acids)
Molecular function (GO): protein binding
Source: RefSeq, a predicted model, not a curated record